Messenger RNA from Aspergillus lentulus, 696 nucleotides. NCBI's taxonomy places the organism in Eukaryota, Fungi, Ascomycota, Eurotiomycetes, Eurotiales, Aspergillaceae. The record is from RefSeq and is a predicted model, not a curated record.
AUGACCGGAGCGAUGAAUCUCAUUCAUGCCAUCUUGUGGCUGCCUCUCAUUUAUGCCCAGUCCGGUGCUGUCCACACUGUCGAUGUAGGGGAGCAUGGUUUCACAUUCGAUCCCGAUACUCUUUCAGUCUCUCCCGGAGACAAGGUCGAGUUCCACUUCUACCCGGGCGACCAUUCAGUGGCUCAGGCUGCCUUUUCAAAACCGUGCCACCCGCUUAACCAGUCAAGUUUUUUCAGCGGGUUCAUUCCAGCCACAAACGGAGAAUCUUCUGAGGUCUUCACAUUGACUGUUAACGAUACCAGCCCUAUCUGGUACUACUGUGGCCAGGUUGGACAUUGCCAGGCUGGUAUGGUCGGGGUCAUCAAUCCUCCUCGCAAUGGCCCAAAUACUCUUGAUGCAUUCAAGUCAGCAGCAAGGAAUGCAGGAGAUAGUACGGUACCUAGCGCGGUUGGCGGUGGCACAUUAGGAAAACCGAGCACUGCGUCCACGAUGAGCAGCGGGACCUCGCAAACGUCAACGUCCACUAGCUCCUCUACUAGCACCAGUGCUACAACAAGCUCGACUUCGACUUCGACUGCCACUUCUACUUCGAGUCCAAGCCCCUCCCCGACAAGUGAGGGAUCAAGAUUCCGCCUUUGGCCGUCUCUUAGUAUCGUCAUGCUCCUGUCUGUUCUUGUAGCUAUGCUUAUGUCCUAG